Molecule: messenger RNA, 3850 nt
Organism: Sceloporus undulatus (fence lizard)
Lineage: Eukaryota; Metazoa; Chordata; Lepidosauria; Squamata; Phrynosomatidae
Product: zinc finger protein 397-like
Exons: 4
Coding region: 45-2222 (725 amino acids)
Biological process (GO): regulation of transcription by RNA polymerase II
Molecular function (GO): RNA polymerase II cis-regulatory region sequence-specific DNA binding; DNA-binding transcription factor activity, RNA polymerase II-specific
Source: RefSeq, a predicted model, not a curated record
GAAAGAAAGAAAGGGAGAAGGGGAGCCUGGGAUUGCAUUAAUAAAUGCCACUUCCGUCUGCUUGCAUUGCCAACUGGGAUUUUGAAUUAACCUUUGCUAGCUGUGGAAAGGUGAUGCCUGGGACCAGUGAGUUAAAGGAGUUGGUAUCGGAAACCAAAAUGGAGGAACAAGAAGGCACUGGACCCGAGCCACAGGAGAGCUUGCAGCGGGGACCACGAGAUCUCCAUGUGGUCCAAAUUGGGGCUACCGGCGAGUUGCUAGAAGGGGCAGUCCCCCCACAGCAGUUCAAACGGGAGCCAGAAGACCAGUGCUGGGAGACCCAGUUGCAAGAUUUCCUGAAAACGAUGCAGCCGAGCCGUUCAGGAUGGAGGAACGCCCCGCAGUCCCCUCAUUAUAUGCUGGGAGAAGAUACCAAGUAUUUCCAGAGCUCCUUCAAGGGUGGAGAACAAGGCAGCAGGUGGCCCAAAGUUGAGUCUAUGGCCCAGAGUAUGUCAGACGAUGGCAAGACCUAUGACAGCAGACAGGAUUCGCCCGUGAAAGUGAAGGAGGAAGUUCUUGAUGAGGACCAGGUCAAUGUGGAGAUGCGGAGACAGCGUUUCCGGCUCUUCUGCUAUGAGGAAGCUGAGGGCCCCCGAGAGGUCUGUAACAAGCUCUGGGAGCUAUGCCACCAGUGGUUGAGGCCAGAGACGCACACCAAGGAGCAGAUCCUAGAGUUCCUGAUCCUGGAGCAGUUCUUGACUGUCCUGCCACCGGAGAUGCAGAGCUGGGUGAGAGAGCACGGUCCCGAGACUUGUACCCGGGCCGUAGCCCUGGCAGAACGGUUCCUUCAAGACUCUGAGGAGCCAGAACAGAAGAUGUCAAGAUCUCUUAGUUCCCCCAAGUCAGAUCAUUCUCCCCCUGUUAUCUUGAAGAUGCAGCUCCCCCUGGAAGAUAAGCAGGAGGAUGACUGGGAGGCCACCUUGUCUGGCAAUGAACAAGUGCAAGAUGAUGAUGAGGAAUCCUUUCAAGAUGACCAACCUGAGCAAGUGGGUAUUGGUGGAAUGUCAUUAGAGCGAGCCAAAGGGAAAUGCUUCCAAGGGCCUGAGAUGGACAAGAUGCCUGAGAGCCACCAGGGACAAGAUGGUCACCAGGAGAAUCCUGGGAAGUCAGCAAAGCUUUGUGGGGAAGGUGACAGGGGCGUACGGGAAAGCUCCUUCCAGGAGGGAACCCACAGACAUACUGACUCAGGGGAAAGCUCCUGUCAGAGUUUUAGCCAUCAGGAAAUGCAACCCAUCGAAAAACCCCACAAAUGCUCAUUUUGUGAGGCAAGUUUCUAUGAGAGAACCCAUUUGGUUAUACAUGAGAGGAUCCACACUGGGGAGAAGCCAUACAAAUGCUCCGUGUGCGAAACUUGGUUCUCUCAUCCCUCUGAGCUUAUGAGGCAUGAGGAGACCCACAUGCCUGAGAAACCUCACAAAUGUGGCGUCUGUGGCAAAAGCUUCAACCAGAAAGCCUCCCUUAUCACCCACGAGAGAACACACACAGGAGAGAAACCGUACGAAUGCUCUGAGUGUGGGAAAAGCUUCAGUACCAGCUCCCAGCUUAUUACACAUAAGAGAGUCCACACGGGUGAGAAACCAUACAGUUGCUCAUACUGUGGCAAAAACUUCAAUCAGAAAGCAUCCCUCAUUACACACAAAAGAACCCACACAGGGGAGAAACCAUACGAGUGUACGCUGUGCGGGAAAAGCUUCAGCGCGUGCUCCCAGAUUAUCAAUCACAUCAGGGUCCACACAGGAGAGAAGCCCUACGAAUGUUUAGAGUGUGGUAAACGUUUUGGUAGCAGCUCCCACCUUACAGAUCAUAAGAGAACCCAUACGGGGGAGAAGCCGUACAAGUGCUCUGACUGUGGGAAGAACUUCAGCCGAAGUUCCAACCUUACAGCCCACAGUCGAAUCCACACAGGAGAGAAGCCAUAUAUAUGCUCAGGUUGUGGCAAAAGCUUCAGGCAGAAAGCAUCCCUCAUCACACACAAGAGAACCCACACAGGAGAGAAACCCUUUGAAUGCUCUGAGUGUGGGAAGAGCUUCAUUUCAAGCUCCCGUCUUGUCAGCCAUAAACGGGUGCACACAGGCGAGAAACCGUAUGAAUGCUUAGAGUGCGGGAAGUGCUUCAUUUCCAGCUCCCACCUUCUAAGUCAUAAAAGAGUGCACACUGGAGAGGAGCCAUACAAGUGCUCAUAGAGCAGGAGAACUUUCUAUUAGUAGGCCACCCUUCCAAGGGCCAGUUCCCAUAUAGCCCCAGGCCAGGGAUCCUGUAUACAAAGAAUGGCCUAGCAUCUGUAAUCUCAAAGGCCAUUUUAUUCCUUAAAUGUAACUCGAAAGCGCAGAACCUCUCUUCCAAUUAAAAACCAUUUUUCUCAGGCCAGGUAAGUUUUCUUUGAGGGCUUGAUCAGGCUAUUAGCUGCCUGUAAGCAUUGUUGUGCUGCUUGGUGCAUGUCCUGGCCACCACAAUGCAACAUGAUAAUGCACAUCAACCUGGGUAGGGAACACAGCCCUGGUGUUUGUGGUCUUUCUUCUCCUCUUCCCCAAAAUGGUGGGGAGAGGAACACGCAAAUGAAGUGUACACACAUGCCACAUAAAGUGAGUAGUGGGAGGUGCAUGCUUUGGUUGGACUGGAACAGCGCUCUGCCUUGGUACAAGGUGGUUUCAUGUGUUCGUAUGUGCCCAUGGUGUGUAUGCGAUUGAGAGACAACCCCUGAAAAGUGAGAUUCCCUGUAUAGGUAGUAGGAAAAGGGAGACUUGACAUCCGUCUGUCAGCCAAGGAUGCCCCCGCCAGUUGUCAUUCAUAGGGAAUUCUGGGCAAUAUUUUCAGGCACAAUUUGCAUGGGAGAGGCUGGCUGGAUUGGGUGGUUCUCACAACAGCAUUCCCUAGCUCCUUCCACUGUGGAUGAUGAGUGUGGCUUUGAAUAUACCCAGUUCUCUAAUCCAGCAGCUGAGUUUUUCAGUGUUUGCAAAGUUUGUCUGCUGUUUGCAGUCCUUCUGUAAAGGAAUCAUGUAAAGGAAUCACCUAGGAAGGCCAGGCUUCCCUUCAACACAGUUUGAAAACAUUGGGUAUAAUGAGAUACAACUGGAAGGACGUAGAUUUGGAGAAGCCAUCUAAAUGUUGGGUUGACUUGCUGCUCUCUAAUCCUCUAUCAGCACCACACACUCUUGCUGGCCAGCAAUCUCCUGCCCUUGGGUUAAAUAGAUAAGUCUGGUUAUAUCAUAGUCACCUCCUGACCUGUGGCAGGGGUUUCUAUUCUUGUCUUAUGAUUGGUUGAGUACAUACAUGGCGAGUACACCUCUACUUUACCCUUUUCCAUUGAGUUAAUGUACCUGCACAUUAUUUUCCCACUUUGGCAUGCUUCUUGCAUUGCUGAGCCUGACCUCAGCUAGAUAAUUCCCUUGCUGGUUGAUAGGCUGAAUGUAGGGCCGAGAAAGAGAAACUCUCUUCCCUUUAUAGUGGUAGAGCAGAUCUCUUCUUCCUCCCUGCACCCAAGCUUCAUUUUACCAGCUUCUAAAGAGACUACAGACCUAGAUGGAUCAUGCAUUAGCCUCCUACAAGGCAGCAGCUGUGAUGUCUAUUGGGUCUCUUAGUAAACCACCAGCUGAACAUGAGCCAACAGUGUGGUGUAGCAGCUAAAAAAGACAAUGCAACGCUAUGUUGCCUCAAUAGGAAUAUAAUGCAUAGAUUGAGGGAAACAAUAGUAUCAUUCUAUUUUGCUUUGGUCAGAAUUCACCUGGAAUAUUGUGUCCAGUUUGGGGCAUCACAGUUCAGUAAGGAUAUUGACAAGCUGGAGCAUGUCCAGAGGGUGACCAAAAUGGCAAAA